UACUUAUAUAGAAAACAGGUGUCAGACCUAUUGCAGAUGCAGAAUGCCAAUCUCACAUGUCUGCCAGAGAAUUAUCAACUAAAGUACUACUUCUAUCAUGUGCUGACAUGGCCCCAACUAUCAUUUGUCGCUGAGGAUGAUAAUGGUAAGUUGGUUGGUUAUGUUCUCUCUAAAGUUGAUGAGAACAACCCAAAGAAAGGACACAUUACAUCAUUGGCAGUUUUGAGAUCACAGAGGAAACUAGGUAUUGCGACAAAGUUGAUGAAGCAAGCUCAGAUGGCACUGUUAGAGGUGUUUGACGCAGACACUGUCUCACUUCAUGUUAGAAAGAGCAACAGGGCAGCAUUCAGUCUCUACCACGAGGUAUUGAAGUUUACUAUUCAAGAUAUUGAGAAGCAGUAUUAUGGAGACAAGGAGGAUGCUUACUACAUGGUGUUGCAUUUGAAGGAGGGAUUGGAAGACACUACUGCCAAAAAGGAUGGUGGAAAAGAGGAUUCAAAACCAUCGAAACCAACAACUGGCUCAAGCAAGAAGAAGGCUGCUGCUGGCAAGAAG
This is a messenger RNA of Acytostelium subglobosum LB1, 555 nucleotides long. RefSeq lists its product as hypothetical. Gene Ontology annotation, molecular function: protein N-terminal-serine acetyltransferase activity; protein-N-terminal-glutamate acetyltransferase activity. NCBI's taxonomy places the organism in Eukaryota, Evosea, Eumycetozoa, Acytosteliales, Acytosteliaceae. The annotation marks the transcript as partial. Gene Ontology annotation, biological process: N-terminal peptidyl-glutamic acid acetylation. Gene Ontology annotation, cellular component: NatA complex. The transcript is spliced from 4 exons. The record is from RefSeq and is a predicted model, not a curated record.